This is a messenger RNA of Entelurus aequoreus (snake pipefish), 1341 nucleotides long. Its product is annotated as transcription factor EC-like. The transcript is spliced from 7 exons. NCBI's taxonomy places the organism in Eukaryota, Metazoa, Chordata, Actinopteri, Syngnathiformes, Syngnathidae. Gene Ontology annotation, cellular component: nucleus. Bases 83 to 1066 code for a protein of 327 amino acids. Gene Ontology annotation, molecular function: RNA polymerase II cis-regulatory region sequence-specific DNA binding; DNA-binding transcription factor activity, RNA polymerase II-specific; protein dimerization activity. The record is from RefSeq and is a predicted model, not a curated record. Gene Ontology annotation, biological process: regulation of transcription by RNA polymerase II.
ACCCCCACGCCCCCAUGAUGAGGAACGGACACAUGGCGUCCGUCAACGAACCCGGCAGCGACCCCGACAGCCCGUCACCCUGAUGACCAUGGGCGGCCAUGACAGCGAGUUCCCGAUGGACGACGUCAUCGACGGCCUCAUCAGUCUUGAGUCGGGCUUCAAAGAUGGAGGCCUGGAUUGCAUGGAGUCCAACAUGAUGAUGCAAAACAAUGUGUCCCUCAGUGACAGCAUGCUGGACGUGUAUGGGGGUGAACAAGGUAUGAACCCCCCUAAUGCUGGACUGAGUCCCACAUCUAACCCCACAAAGCUCACAGUAAAAAGGGAAUGCACAGAACUGGACACUCGGGUCAUGGCCAAGGAGAGGCAGAAAAAGGACAACCACAACUUGAUUGAAAGGAGGCGGAGAUACAACAUCAACUACAGGAUUAAGGAGCUGGGAACGCUCAUACCCAAGUCAAACGACCCCGACAUGCGCUGGAACAAAGGCACCAUCCUGAAGGCCUCGGUGGAGUACAUCAGGUGGCUGCAGAAGGAGCAGCAGCACGCCCGCGAGGUGGAGGGGCGGCAGAAGAAGCUGGAGCAGGCCAACAGGAGGCUGAUGCUCAGGAUUCAGGAACUUGAGAUGCAGGCUCGAGCGCACGGCCUCCCCAACAUGGCCACCUCUUUGGGGACAACAGAGCUGUCCUCGCAUCUCCUCAAGCAGCAGCAGUCGUCCCCGCGGCCCCAGCAACCCCCUCUUUACCAGGAAGACCCAAACAAUGAUUACCUCCAAAGGUUAGCCGCGGUCGCCGGCGUCCCGUCCCUCCAGGGCGGCCUCGCCUCCGGGCCUCAGGACCACACAGCGGGCGCCGACGGCUGCACCACCUUCUCCGACCCGCUGUCCCACUUCACGGAAAUCUUCAGCGCCACGCUGAAGGGCGAGCACCGGCUGGACGAGCUACUCAUGGACGACCCGCUAUCGCCUUUCGGCGGCGACCCGCUGCUGUCGUCCGGCUCGCCCGGGGCGGCGUCCAAGGACAGCAGCCGCCGGAGCAGCUUCAGCUCGGGGGAGGGCGACGAUCUAUAAUGCAGGCAGGGGGUGAAAGGUUAAACUGGGCAUCAGACUGACACAACUCGCCUUGUAUAUACUGUACAGUUCUUACUGAUCCACAAUCAGCUCAUGGACCUCCCAUAAAGAGACUGACUGGAAAAAGGGAGACAUUUACUGGCCUUGGGUAACACUGUAGUCGCUGUACACUGAAAACUACUUUCUAUUUUUGCAUUGUUCCUUUUGCAAAACGCCUUAUUCUUCCACCGCAGUGCCUAACAUGCUGUGUUUUUAUAUUUAUACAUUCUUGUAAU